CAAUCUUGGCGCCGAGGUGGCUCCACUAUGGCGUGACUGCGUGAGCAUAGCUCCACUAUAGAGUUAAAGUACUAUUUAGAAGUAUAAGAUAACUUAUAAAUAUCAUUAUAGAGAAGAUGAUUUUGAGAAUACGGUAAGAGAAGUCUGUUAAAAAGAGUGUUAUAAUAGGGGAAAAAAACUCCCCUCGCUCCUUCACCGGCGCUUCCUCCCGAGCUGCCUCCGCUCCGCCGCCAGCUGUCCCCUCCCCAGCGCGUCAUCCGUCUGCACGCCACCGCCUAUCCACUCGCCUGCACAUCGCCGCCCUAGCAGAGACGUCUGCACAUCGGCGCCUGGAGGACGAGAAGCGAGGAAGAAGACCCACACUCUCCUGGAAAACGCAUCACAAGACUUCAGCCUCCCUUUCCGGCCGGAGAUCCGACUCGCGUCUCCGCGACAGAUCCGGGCAAACGGCGGCUGAUGCAGUUCUUCGGCGGUUCGUCGCUGACGUCGAUCGCGCCGGAGGCGACCCCAGCCCCGGCGGCGCCCCCCGGCACGGGCACGGGCGCCAGCGCGCAGGUCCUCUACGUCUUCAACCGUAACGGCGUCUGCCUGCUCUACCGCGAGUGGCAUCGCCCGCUCCGCACGCUCGAUCCCACCCAGGACCACAAGCUCAUGUUCGGACUCCUCUUCUCCCUUCGCUCCUUCACCGCCAAGAUCGACCCAACCACGGCUGAAAAGGGAAAUCUUGGAGUGCCACUGCUGCCAGGCCAAGGUUGCUCGUUUUAUAGCUUCAAGACAAACACAUACAAACUGAACUUCAUGGAGAGCCCUUCUGGUAUAAAGCUUAUAUUAAUUACACAUCCAAGGACUGGUGAUCAGCGAGACUCGCUAAAGCAUAUAUACAAUCUAUAUGUGGAAUAUGUUGUAAAAAAUCCUCUGUAUGCUCCUGGAACACCAAUCAAGUGUGAACUUUUCAAUAAACAUCUCGAUCAAUACGUGAAAACAUUAAUUUGAUGCCAUUGAGAAAUCUCCGAGCACAUGCAGCUGCAAAUAUUCAAGCAAUUCUGGAUAAAUUUUAGACUCAUCAGACCCACAUGUAGAAGUCUUGCGCACUCGUGCUGAUUCGUCAACAUGGGUGGAAAAUUCAAGGUACCCGCGGCAAACAGUUCAUUUAAUUCCAACAUUAUCCCAUAUUUUCUUUUUGCAGUUUGACGUCACUUCUGGAAGAAGCGACACAUUAUCAUUUCAACCAGUAUAGGGUAAUUGUGUAAUGACUUGCAAUGUAGUCUCAUUUUCAACUUUGAAUUACAAACAGGGUAACACGCGCC
Zea mays is the source of this 1307-nucleotide messenger RNA. RefSeq lists its product as uncharacterized. The transcript has 5 exons. Bases 457 to 993 code for a protein of 178 amino acids. Gene Ontology annotation, biological process: endoplasmic reticulum to Golgi vesicle-mediated transport. Gene Ontology annotation, cellular component: TRAPP complex. The record is from RefSeq and is marked predicted. NCBI's taxonomy places the organism in Eukaryota, Viridiplantae, Streptophyta, Magnoliopsida, Poales, Poaceae.